Molecule: messenger RNA, 997 nt
Organism: Eucalyptus grandis
Lineage: Eukaryota; Viridiplantae; Streptophyta; Magnoliopsida; Myrtales; Myrtaceae
Product: heme-binding-like protein At3g10130, chloroplastic
Exons: 1
Coding region: 198-815 (205 amino acids)
Source: RefSeq, a predicted model, not a curated record
GUCGUGGAAGAACACAGGCCGCAAUCACCACGACCACCCCCCUCCGUUCGUCUCCUUCCUUAUACAAAACCCUCCAAUCCCCUUCUCCAAGCAAAAAACUCCCUUCACUGAAAACACCCCCAGAAUCUUAUAUAAAUCUCCUUCAUCUUCUCGAUCCCUGCAUCGCGUCCAUUCAAACUCUCGCUAAGAUUCCCAGGAUGGGCUCGGUUCUCGGCAGGAUCUCCGUCGAGACCCCGAAAUACCAGGUCCUCAGCUCCUCCGCCGAGUACGAGAUCCGCCACUACGCCCCCGCCGUCGUCGCCGAGGUCACCUACACCCCCUCCCAGCUCGACGGCAGCCGCGACGGGGGCUUCAGAGUCCUCGCCGACUACAUCGGCGCCCUGGGGAACCCCAAGAACGCCAAGCCCGAGAAGAUCGCCAUGACCGCCCCGGUGAUCACCAAGAGCGAGAAGAUCGCCAUGACGGCCCCGGUGAUCACCCAGGGGCCGCCCGGGGGCGGCGGCGGCGGCGGGGAGGAGGAGGAGGCGGUGACGAUGCGGUUCGUGCUGCCGGCGAAGUACGGGAGCGCGGAGGAGGCGCCGAAGCCGCUGGACGAGAGGGUGGUGGUGAGGGAGGAGGAGGGGAGGAAGUACGGGGUGGUGAGGUUCGGCGGGGUGGCGACGGAGGGGGUGGCGACGGAGAAGGCGGAGAGGCUGAGGGAGUGGCUGGAGAGGGACGGGCAUAAGGUGGCGGGGGAGUUCGUGCUGGCCAGGUACAAUCCGCCGUGGACGGUGCCUCCGUUGAGGACCAACGAGGUCAUGAUUCCGAUCGAGUGAGGAGGAUGGAGUAGGGGUGUGGAAUUUCUGGUGCUCUGUAUUUUCUCUUAUGUUUUCUCUUUUUUUUUCGUUAUUUUUCUUGUUCAUUUUCUUAUGCAAGUACAGAAUGUCGAAAAUUGUCUUUGGACUUGAUUGGCAUUUAACUUAUGCUUAGUGAUAUCAUAUCUUAAGAUCUCUUCACA